ACAGAUAAUAUAUAAUGAGUUGCCGCUAGUGUUCCAUUCACCAAACUUCGAAUUCAGAUUCAUUCAUGCCUUCUCUUUUUCUUUCCUCUUAUCACUGGUUGAUAUGCUGAUGAUAGCUAGUUUCAGCAUGUACCCAAAGUGUGGGAUGAUUGGAGUUUCACACUCAAAUAGGAGGCAUUUCAAAUCCACUAUCAAGGAAAAGUGGAUUUCUACUCAAUUUCAUGCAUAUAAUAGCUUCGAUAAUGUCAUUGGAUCUGCAUACACAAACAUAAAUAAUGUCGUUGGAAGAAGAUUUGUAUAUAAGGCGUCAUCUGAAGUUCUCUCUGAAAGGGGAAAGAAUGUUGUCACGAAUGGACAAUUGCAAAACUUCUCAUCAUCUUCAUAUGAAGCUGCAAUGGAAAAACUUUCAUCUCUUAUUACUCGCCAAAGGCGUGGGGAGAAGCCACCUGUUGCUAAUAAAUUAGAAAAGAUGUCAAUGUAUCUCAAGAUAUUGGGUUUGGAAGAAGAUAUGAAUAGACUCAACAUUAUUCACGUGGCAGGCACAAAGGGAAAGGGUUCAACAUGCAUAUUCUGUGAGGCAAUCUUAAGGGAGUGUGGUAUUCGCACUGGAGUUUUCACAUCCCCUCACCUAAUCGAUGUGCGUGAACGGUUUCGUAUAGAUGGGAUUGACAUAUCAGAAGAUAAGUUUUUAGAGUAUUUCUGGGAUUGUUGGAACAAAUUGGAGGAAAAAGCAACAGAGCAGCUUCCAAUGCCUCCAUUGUUUCAGUUUCUUACUAUAUUGUCCUUCAAAAUAUUUAUAUCUGAACAGGUCGAUGCUGCUGUUAUAGAAGUUGGUCUUGGAGGCACAGAUGACUCAACAAAUGUGAUUAAAGAACCUACUGUGUGCGGCAUUACUUCACUGGGGAUGGAUCAUACCGAGAUAUUGGGAGAUACUCUCGGACAGAUAGCUUCACACAAGGCAGGGAUUUUUAAGCCUAAAGUUCCUGCCUUCACAGUGCCCCAACUUCCUGAAGCAAUGGAUGUUAUCCUUGAGAGGGCCAAAGAACUCAUGGUUCCGCUGGAAGUUACUGAGCCUUUAGAUUGUAAACAAUUGAAGGGAUUAAAGCUCCGUUUAUCCGGUGAUCACCAAUUCUACAAUGCUGCUCUUGCAGUCUCACUUUCUAGAUGCUGGCUUCAGAGAACAGGAAAUUGGGAAAAAGUUUGUCAAAACGAUUCUAAGUUGCCAGAUGAAUUUAUUAGAGGCCUUUCAACUGCAAAUUUUUCUGGGAGGGCUCAGAUUGUUCGUGACUCUUCUCUAUUGUCGGGAAAUUGUGACGCAGAAUUGAUAUUUUAUUUGGAUGGAGCUCAUAGUCCAGAGAGCAUGGAGGCAUGUGCAAAGUGGUUCUCUAAUGCCGUAAAGGGCUGUAAAAAUCCAUCGCAUUCGUCUAUUAGUGUAGUAAAUGCAGAGGAAUCAUCAGAUUAUCGUCCGUUUGAAAAAUCUUGUAGGCAGAUUCUUCUAUUCAAUUGCUUAGAUGUGAGAAAUCCUGCUAUUUUGCUUCCACGGCUAGUGAACACAUGUGCUUCGUCAGGUACUCACUUCUCAAGAGCACUUUUUGUCCCGAGCAUGUCAAAGUAUACUAAGGUCACUUCUGGUGCAUCAGUUAUUUCUUCUGAUAUCAGUGGAAUAGACCUAUCAUGGCAAUUUAACCUCCAAACAAUAUGGGAGAAGAUUAUGCAUGGGAAGGAAAUGACCACUUUGGUUGAAAAGGAUUUCAAGAUAGAGAGCAAGCCGAUGUUACCACCACAUGAAUUUUUAUAUGAUAAUGCUUCAAACGGAGGUGCUUCACAUAACUAUUUUCCAUGCAGUGCAGUAAUGCCUUCAUUGCCAUUGACAAUAAAAUGGUUGAGGGACGGCGUCAAAGAACACCCAUCAACAAGACUUCAGGUUCUUGUCACUGGAUCUCUGCAUUUGGUUGGUGAUGUACUAAAGCUCUUGAAAAGAUGAUUUAAAUUGAAGUCUACCUGAAUUAGCUUUGGAAACUUUUAUUGCAGCAAAAUAUUACCUAAAUGUUGAGAAAUAUGGUGAGAAUUGGAAAAAACUAUACGAUUCCAAGAUUUUGAAAGAUAUUUUUUAAUGAACUGACAUUGUUAAACUUGAGAAAGUUAACUAUAGGAUAGUACACAGCAGUACUCCAGCAACAAUGCUAUAAAUGCACUUCCCAUUAUUUACAUUACCAUGCUUUGUGAUUGAUGUAUUAUUUUCGAGUGUAAUUGACAUACACAGUUGGUGUAAAACUACUUUAUACUCUUCAUACACAAUUGGUGUAAAACUA
Molecule: messenger RNA, 2312 nt
Organism: Trifolium pratense (red clover)
Lineage: Eukaryota; Viridiplantae; Streptophyta; Magnoliopsida; Fabales; Fabaceae
Product: folylpolyglutamate synthase
Exons: 17
Coding region: 104-1984 (626 amino acids)
Biological process (GO): tetrahydrofolylpolyglutamate biosynthetic process
Cellular component (GO): cytosol; mitochondrion; cytoplasm
Molecular function (GO): ATP binding; tetrahydrofolylpolyglutamate synthase activity
Source: RefSeq, a predicted model, not a curated record